AUGGCCGAAUUUCAGGCUGCAAAUGCAACCAGUGGCGCUCAGAAGCGUCCCAAUUUCCUUGUCAUCGUUGCAGAUGACCUUGGAUUCAGUGACCUUUCUUGCUUCGGGGGAGAAAUAAGGACUCCAAAUAUCGACAAGAUAGCAAGCAACGGGAUCCGUUUCACAGAUUUCCACGCGGCAGCAGCAUGCUCGCCCUCACGUGCCAUGAUUAUGACUGGAACUGACCACCAUAUAGCCGGCCUAGGUAAUCUCAUCGAGUGGACCAACAUAUCUGGCCAGAAUGCGCCAGCAGAAGGCAAUGCAAAGCGGUUCGAUACAGCUCCUCAGCGCGGCAUGCCGGGAUAUGAGGGAUAUCUUAAUGAAAGAGUUGCCACACUGCCAGAGAUAUUGCAAGACGCUGGUUAUUCCACCCUGAUGUCCGGCAAGUGGCACCUUGGUCUGACACCUGAACGCAGUCCAAAAGCUAGAGGUUUUGAAAGAAGUUUUGCACAUUUGCCGGCAUGUUCUAACCAUUACGCCUACGAGCCCCAACUUCAGACUCCUGACAAGAUCCCCGAGUUCAUGACCAUGUCAUUCAUUGCUCUCCACUCAGAGGAUGGUGAGUAUGUCAAGAAGCUUCCGGAUGGAUGGUACAGCAGCGAUGGAUACGGUGACAAGAUGCUUUCUUACCUACAAGAGCGCAAUGAGAAGAAGGACGAAAGACCUUUUUUUGGCUACCUGCCCUUCACUGCGCCUCACUGGCCUCUCCAAGCUCCGGAUAAGUACAUCGCUCACUACAAAGGUGUCUACGAUGACGGACCAGAAGUUUUGAGGCAGACACGUCUACAAAGGAUGCAAGAUAUCGGUCUUAUUGCUCGCGGUGUUGAGCCGCACGAAGUGAUCGCAGACGAAGUCAAAGCUUGGGAGGCCCUGACGUCCGACGAAAAAGCCAAGUCUGCUAAGGCCAUGGAAGUUUUCGCCGCCAUGGUUGAAUGUAUCGACGCCAAUGUUGGCAAAGUUGUUGACUAUCUCGAGAAGAUUGGAGAACUCAACAACACGAUGGUUUGUUUCAUGUCUGACAAUGGUGCUGAAGGAGCUGCUUAUGAGGCAUAUCCCAUUGUCCAGGGUGAAAUGAUGCAGCACCUGAAGAGAUAUUACAACAACUCCAUUGAAAAUAUUGGUCGAGGAGACAGUUUUGUCUGGUAUGGGCCACGAUGGGCACAAGCAGCAACAGCUCCAAGCCGAUUGUACAAGGCCUUCACCACUGAGGGAGGCGUUCGUGUCCCUUUCGUUGCUCGCUUCCCUGCAAAUAUUGAGACUCGUUCUGACGGCUUCAUUGACGGUCCUGUAGAGGUCGCUAGCUCUGGUUCUCACGUCAGCGUCGAGAAAGGCAGUAUCACCCACGACUUUGCCACUGUCAUGGAUAUCUGUCCCACAAUCCUCGAGAUGGCAGGUGUCUUACAUCCGGCACCUACGUACAAGGGCCGUGAGAUUGUCGCGAUGCGUGGUCAGAGCAUGCUAUCUUUUAUUGAAGGUCGUGCUCAUUCAACCCAUCCUGAAGAUCAUAUCACAGGCUGGGAGACAUGUGGUCGUGCGGCCGUGCGCUGUGGCGAUUGGAAGAUCGUGUUCAUUCCGAAACCAAAAGGUCCUGAGAGGUGGCAAUUAUACCACCUCUCGAAAGAUCCUGGCGAAAUUCAUGAUCUUGCUGAACAAGAGCCUGAACGUCUGGCUCGUAUGAUCAAGAUGUGGGAUCAGUAUGUUAUCGAAACAGGCGUCAUUCCUCUUGCACCCGAAUUAGGAGCUUUUCUUGAAGCCACCGAGGCGCAGAUGCCUGAAAAUGCAUGGAUGGAAUAUGAGUACUGGAAAGAUGGAGCUAGAGAUGAGCCUGAGAAGUUCUUCAGGCAACCUCCAAGAUUUCAGAGGACUGUUCAGCCAAUCUGA
Aureobasidium subglaciale EXF-2481 is the source of this 1920-nucleotide messenger RNA. RefSeq lists its product as uncharacterized. The transcript is spliced from 2 exons. Gene Ontology annotation, molecular function: arylsulfatase activity. The coding region runs from base 1 to 1920 and encodes 639 amino acids. Lineage: Eukaryota; Fungi; Ascomycota; Dothideomycetes; Dothideales; Saccotheciaceae. The record is from RefSeq and is a predicted model, not a curated record.